Lytechinus variegatus (green sea urchin) is the source of this 2280-nucleotide messenger RNA. Its product is annotated as putative nuclease HARBI1. Bases 1175 to 2197 code for a protein of 340 amino acids. The record is from RefSeq and is a predicted model, not a curated record. NCBI's taxonomy places the organism in Eukaryota, Metazoa, Echinodermata, Echinoidea, Temnopleuroida, Toxopneustidae. The transcript has 2 exons.
AUAGCCUGGCAUUGAAAACUGAUUUAUGUCUUUAACAUUCCAAACUUCUGAUAAUGCGACUAUAUCAAAAAAUGAUUUAAAUUCAUCUUCAUAUACUUCUUUCAACAUUUCAAAAUUGCGAUUCAAAGAUCUCACAUUCACGUGCGAAAUGGAGAAUGACUGAGAAAGAGCUUUUGUCGAGGAAAAAUUUUCAGGAGAAAGUGAUGCUGUUGUUAUUUGAAAUGGAUCAAAUUCUUCGUUAUCAUUAAGCGAAAUUCUGUUGAUAAUUGUAGUAUCCAUUACGUUCAUAGGUAUUACGUAAAAGAUAAAAUAAAGACAUACAACUUAUUUACAGUUAUUUCAGCUUCGAAAUAUCUUCUUUCGAGAGUAUGAUGACAGGAGCUGAUUUCUCGUCCUUCCUGACAUAUAUUUUUCCAUUGUAAGUCCACAAGAACUUGUACCCAGCAUCUUUUCUAGCUCCAUUGGCGAGUCCUAGCAGCUCUCUUGUAGCACCGACGAGGUUCUCGUUGACGAAGAUCUUCAAAGUGCUGCGAGGGUUGAUUCCAAGAUCCGCAGAAGUUGUGCCCCGUAGAUGCUUCCUACCAUCAUAGACAGCAUUCCUAGCUCUUCGAUUGGUAAACCUGACAAUUAUUGGUCUUGGAUGCUUGGCAGACGGUUUCGGUGCUCCGAGGCGGUGUGCGAUAUCGAUGUCGCCAGCGGUGAUAUCUGGGUCGAUCCUUUUGGAGAUGAUCAAUGCUACAUCUGCUGGGUUCUCCUGCUUCUCCUCUGGAAUCCCAGCGAUCUCAAGGUUUUGCCUCCUAUGAUACUGGUCGAGGUCCUGAACUUGACGAUCAAGGUCAUCCACUCUUUUCUUAAGUGCCUGGGCCCGUAUUCCAUAAACGAGAUAAGCAUGCUUAAGUCAAAAAUCUAAGCAUUUUGUCUUAUUUUUUUGUCUAAGACAAAAGUCUUAGCCAAAACGCGUAUUCCAUUAAGAAUUGGCUAAGAAUUUUGUCUAAGAAUUUGGCUAAGAAUUUUUGCGCGACUAAGACAGAUUUAGGAUGAAUGGCUAAGUAACUUUUCUUAAAUAUGCAGAGUCUGUAUUCCAUAAAUUCUACAUGGCUAAGAAUUUUGCCCUAACUUUAAGACAGCUGUGAGCUGUCUUAAAUUUGGUUGCCGUAUAGCAUAAACAGUAAAGAUGGCAGCUUUCAUCCACCGCCUGCACCACAACCAGCAUGAAAUGAGACGGUAUUUGGCAGACAGACGAGUUCAUCCCUUGAAUACAUACACCAAUGCUGAACUCAUCCAACGCUAUCGAUUCGACAGGGAAGGUAUUCUUUACAUCACCAAUCUCAUCUACGAUGACAUUGCCCCUAGAGCGAAUCGAAACUUUCCUAUUGAACCCAUAGAUAAGAUAUGCACAGCUUUGCAUUUCUAUGCCACUGGCUGUUUCCAGCGGACUGAUGGCGACACACUUUGUAUCUCUCAACCAUCUGUGUCAAAGAUAAUCACGCAGGUUACCGACGCCUUACUGACCAAACUGCAUCAAUUCGUGCAUCUGCCAAAUGAUGUGGAAAGGCGGCAAAACAUGGACAGAUUUUUUGGUAUCGCUAACUUUCCUGGCAUUGUUGGCCUUAUUGACGGCACCCAUGUGAGGAUACAAGGACCAACGGAGAACGAAGAUCAGUUCGUCAACAGAAAGAGGUACCACAGCAUCAAUGUUCAAAUUGUGGUUGACGCAAGUUACAGGAUCAUCAACAUAGAUGCCCAGUGGCCUGGCAGUGUGCACGAUUCACGUAUUUUGAGAGAAAGUGGACUGGGUGAGAUCCUCAACAAUGGAGACGGUCAUCUCUUGGGAGACAGUGGGUAUCCUUCUCGACGAUGGUUGGUCACUCCAUUUCUCAGGCCACAGACUCCUGCUGAGGAACGGUUCAACAGGGCUCACAAGCUCACUCGAAGUAUGGUGGAAAGAGCCAUCGGUCAGCUGAAACGACGUUUCCACUGUUUACAUGGAGAGCUGAGAGUAUCCCCCUCGAAGGCAAGUCGGAUCAUCGGAUGCUGUUGUAUCUUGCACAACAUUGCCAAGAUGCUGAAUAUACCAGACGUGGAAGGAGAAGAUGAGGAUGACUUUAACCAACCGCCACAAGACAAUGCCGAGCAACAUGGGUUAGGUGGCCAAGCAUAUCGGCAACAAAUUGUCAAUAAUCACUUCACACGGUAAAUCUCAUAGAGAUUGUCCGCUGUCCUCUUUGGUGCUCGCUUUGGUGCUGUAUGAAACCCAGACUUCAUGGACAAGCGAGAUGU